AUAAAAGAAGCUUCUUCGUCCUCACUUUUUCCAUUCAAACAACAAAAUUUCAAAAACUGCGGGCUACAAAGCAACCGAUGGAAUGAAUAGUUGACUGGGAAGUACAUGUACAUAACUUGAAUAUCUAUCAGCAUAAUUAGUCGGGCAACCAUGAAACAGAGUUGCUCCAACCAGUUGCUAGCGCUAGGUCUGUCCUUGGUGGCGCUGUGCGCGUUGAUUCAGCUGGAGUUGCCGUCGUGGGUAUCCAGCAGCAAGAUCAAUCAUAGCAACGGUCAAGCUGCUACCCUUAUUGUUCCAACCUCGGAGAUUUCAGCUGGAGACGAGCGUCAGCUCCAACAAGAACCAAGUUGCUCUGCUUUGAGUCCUACCCGACUUCCAUUGGCCGUGGGAGAAGAAGAGUUUCAUCUUGGCUUGGAUCGCAAAUUUGUGGAACGCAUGAACUUUACUCUGGCGUUUCAAUAUUUGUUUCUGGACCGAGAUAUUCACAAUGGGGCGGCAGCGGUACAAGAAUUUGAUCUGGCAUUUUACGAGGCCUGGUCGGAUAGCAACGACGGCGCCUUGGUAGCCAAACAAGGGAGAGUGGACGGCAAUGCUACCGAUAUUAGUGGUGGGUAUGAUGAGGCUUGUCACGGGGUCUUUCAGGCCACUCUGAGUCCCACACACAUCGUUGACAAUAUACAAAAUCUGAAUCCCUUUUCCGUACAUAUGCAAGGCACCGAUUGCCGCAUACGACAAGGCUUUAUGGACGCAUACUUUAACGGAUAUCUAGACAACUUUCGAGACGCCAUGCAACGGUGCGUAGCCUUGUGUGUCCCGGCGACCGGAGAACCCUGUCCUGUGGUCCUCUCGGGACUCUCUCAAGGCGGAGGAGUGGCCAUUGUGGCAGCACUGGAUUUGAAAGCGUACGAUAUGGAUCCCACCAUUAUCACCUUUGGAGCCAUGAGGGCUGUGGUCGGACACGAUCCGGCAUUCCCCUGCACUGAUUUGGACACCUCCCGACAUUUCCGAUUCACCAAUUCCAAUGCGGCGGGUCAAUACGAUGCCAUUGCCAAUCAACGAUUCCCUGCCGACAAUAUACAAGUGGGACAUUCCAUACUCUUGGACGAAAUCAAUUAUCCCAUGCUGUACUUGGGACUCGAUGAAGAUAGGGAUCGCUUCCCUUGGAGUGUCGACAUGCAUCAUCGCAAUUCGUACCGAGACCGAAUCAAUGGAUUGUUGGCCAUGCCAGAUGACUGUUUUCCCAUUCCGUUGGGCAAAUGGCCAGCCGGACAUAUCUGUCACAAUGAUGAUGAGUGUCACGGGACCUGUGUCAGCUGGACUUGUACAGACUCACUGCUCGUUGGUGGUCACCCGUGCGACACUGAUGAGGACUGUGAAUCUGGAAGUUGUACCUGGCGUAUUGGGUGGUUUCAUUUGCUGAGACUUUGUGAAUAAGCAAUGAACUGGAGUUCGAGGGCGACUGUUCACGCAAAAGAACAUCGUAGAUGUAGAAAAUAAUUUUGGAUCAACAACAUUACGAAUGUCGUGAUGGCUGAAGAUGGAGCGCAACGGUAGUCCCUGCCACGGAAUGGUAUCGGAGGAUUUCGAUUUAGUAGUCGCACCAGCUAUCAUAUUUGGAUUAUCGUGCUUGCCCGUUGUCAAUGUAAGGCCGACUUUGUCCCCCCUUUGCAUUCGACAUGCUCUCCAUUCGCUACUGUUCACGGUUCCUCUGCAUCCUUGACAAUGCUCAUGGUUUUCUCAUCACCGCCACAACGAACUGCAGGUAGGUCGUUUCCUGUUUGAUAUCUCGUUCUGUGCGGGCCUCCCCGUUGGCUUUGGUCCCCUCCAAUCGCCCAUAGUUGGGAAUGGUACUGCAAAAGGACAAGUGGUAUUGCUGGGCCCUCGUACUAGCAGCUAGAAUAUCGGCAAUCUUCCACAACACGGUGAAUCGUUGAUGCGACAAUGGAGAAUCCGGAGUAAAGUCUUUCGAAAUGCCGUUGUUGAUGGUAAUGCGGAACCACAUUUGGCGCUGCAUGUUGGUGAGACGAAAGGCCAAGUACUCUAAAUCGGGUUCAUGAAGCGUAAAUUGUAGAGGUUGCUUGUCAUUGUCUUCUUGACAUCCUGGCAAGCGCCAGAAAGUCUUUCGAUCCAUUCUUCGAUAAUCCUCUCGGUCGGAAUUGACCACCAGACUGUCCAUUAGUGCCAACGACUGCAUGGUUUGGCUAUUGAAAUUGGAUACAUUGGGGGCAUGUGGCAAUUCCGGUGACAUGGACGCCACCCGUGCUACUAGAUGACCUUGAACAAAGGCAUCAAAGAAUGGAUUCGCCAAAAAGGGAUCGCGCUCAGCAGGUCGAAAUGGUUUCAACUCUGUUGGUUGUUGUUGCGGUGGUGUGGAUGUUUGUUGCAGUGUCGAAUGAGAAGUGCAAUGAGCGCCAAUGUUUUCCAACAAGGCAUAGUGUACCAUGGAUGAGAUCAGUUGGUUGGCAGUACAGGAUGGAUGAAGGGGGUCAUCCAAGAGUGCCUCGACAUUGUCCGCUACGACGGUUCCAUUGAUACCUCGUGCCACAUUGAUGACUUGUAUAUCCCAGUUCAUAAUGGAUUGAUAAUGACGAAUGACAUCCCACUGUCUUUGCAGAACUUGAUCUCGCAAGUGUCCCGAUAGUUUCAUUUCCUCUAGAUGUUUCCCUUCGUCGUAGUCCCAAAGAUGCAACAGCAACAGAGGUGGUGGAGGUGAAAUGCCUGCCGCCGCAAAGAGCGAAUAGACUCGUGCCAUCCACAGGUCCAAGUGCCCCGUGACAUCUCCUCGUCGUCUGGGAACGUCAAGAUUCAGUCCAUCAUUGACACUGAAUUCUCGAAUAAUGAGAUCAGUAUUGUAGGGAUCCAUCAAAUGGUCCACCACCAAGGCAUUGUCAAAUGAAUCGGUGCCGCCCUGGGCAAAGUUGUGUACGUGAAAGUGGAUGGUGGCUGAUGGUUCAUCAUGAUUGUCAUGAUCAUGAUGACUCCAAUUGCUG
Messenger RNA from Seminavis robusta, 2990 nucleotides. The record is from the annotation of a GenBank genome assembly. Lineage: Eukaryota; Bacillariophyta; Bacillariophyceae; Naviculales; Naviculaceae.